Messenger RNA from Notothenia coriiceps (black rockcod), 1532 nucleotides. RefSeq names its product nuclear RNA export factor 1b (gene nxf1b). The record is from RefSeq and is a predicted model, not a curated record. The transcript has 15 exons. Gene Ontology annotation, cellular component: nucleus. The annotation marks the transcript as partial. Lineage: Eukaryota; Metazoa; Chordata; Actinopteri; Perciformes; Nototheniidae. Gene Ontology annotation, molecular function: RNA binding; protein binding. Gene Ontology annotation, biological process: poly(A)+ mRNA export from nucleus.
CAAUGCAUGGCAAAACGUUUUGAUGGCUCCCAGCAAGCACUGGACUUAAACAACAUCCGAACAGACCCUGACCUGGUUUCCCAGAACAUUGAAGUUAUCUUGAAUAGGAAGACGAACAUGGAAGCUGUCAUCAAUAUCAUUAAAGAAAACAUCCCGGAGCUGACGGGCUUGAACCUGAGUAACAACCGUAUUCAAAAACUGGAUGAACUCACAGAUUUGGUUUCCAAGGCACCUAAUCUGAAGACCCUCAACCUUUCCCACAAUGAGCUGAAGACAGACCGGGAGCUGGACAAGGUGAAAGGCUUGAAGCUGGUGGAGCUGUGGCUUAACAGGAACCCUCUGUGCGACUUCUUCAAGGAUCAGGCCUCAUACAUUAGUGCUGUGCGGCAGAGGUUUCCCCGGCUUCUCAAACUCGAUGGUCAUGACCUCCCUGCUCCCAUUGGAUUUGAUGUGGAAACCCCCACAACGAUCCCCCCCUGCAAGGGCAGCUGUUUUGGCUCUGAUGAUAUCAAGGUCCUCAUCCUUCGCUUCUUGCAACAGUACUACAGUAUAUACGACUCCGGGGACAGACAGUCACUCUUGGAUGCCUACCAUGAUGGAGCAUCGUUAUCCCUGACAACACCGUACUCCACCCAGAACCCCUCCAGGAGCAGCCUUGGGGAGUAUCACAAAGACACACGAAACCUGAAGAGGAUCAAAGACACCACGGUUCGGUUUCGACUUCUGAAGCAUACACGGCUGAACGUGGUGGCUUUCCUCAACGAGUUGCCCAAAACUCAGCACGACAUUGCCUCUUUUAAUGUCGACGUAAACACCUUCACGAACACACUAUUAUCAUUCACAGUGAGCGGAGUCUUCAAAGAAGUUGCUGUUGAUGGUAAAUCCCGAGAGUCGACAAUGGCUUUCUCCCGGGUUUUCGUCACAGUCCCAGCAGGGAAUAACGGUCUUUGCAUCGUGAACGACCAGAUGUUCAUCCGGAUGGCCACAACAGAGGAGAUCCGGAGAGCCUUCGUCGCCCCCGCUCCCACUCCCUCGUCCAGCCCUGUGCCCAUCCUCACUGCACCGCACCAGGAGAUGCUCACAGCCUUCUCGCAGAAGUCUGGCAUGAACCUGGAAUGGUCCCAAAAGUGUCUGCAAGACAAUAACUGGAAUUUCGACGUAGCUGGGCAGGUUUUCACUCAGUUAAAGGCGGAUGGCAAGAUCCCUGAUGUUGCGUUCAUAAAAUAAAGAGUUGAAUCAUAGUCCUGUGAAAUAAAAUCUGCAGUAAUUUUAUUUAUGGCUUUUCUUAUAUCCUUUACAUCUCCCCGUUAUUUUCAACAUUUUGAAGAUCAAGUUUACUGUUUUGUUUUAACAGCCAAUUGUUUGACCGAAGGACUGAUUUUAAGAUACCAUUCUUGGUUGUCAUUGUUUUUGGUCAUUUGUAUAGAAAUCACUACAUGUGUUCAUAGGAAUAAAGUCUUGGCGAGUGAUUUAACUUUUGUUCAUGUUUUGUUGUAUUAUGUUUAACAAUAAUAAAAUAUUUUGUUACACAA